This is a messenger RNA of Histoplasma mississippiense, 582 nucleotides long. RefSeq lists its product with no specific name. The record is from RefSeq and is a predicted model, not a curated record. Gene Ontology annotation, biological process: positive regulation of ubiquitin-protein transferase activity; protein neddylation. Gene Ontology annotation, molecular function: ubiquitin-like protein binding; cullin family protein binding; ubiquitin conjugating enzyme binding. The coding region runs from base 1 to 582 and encodes 193 amino acids. Lineage: Eukaryota; Fungi; Ascomycota; Eurotiomycetes; Onygenales; Ajellomycetaceae. The transcript has 4 exons. Gene Ontology annotation, cellular component: ubiquitin ligase complex.
AUGUUGCCACUGCUUACUGAAAUUUCCUUCCACAGGUAUUAUCAGAAAUCAGCAGACAGCGGUUCUAAUAAUGCGGUUGCGGAACUCAACAAGCUAUUUGAUAGCUAUCGCGAUGAUCCUGUAGGAAAUCCAGAUGUCAUUGGGAUUGAAGGUGCUGUUAGCUGCGACACGAUUUCGAAACAAGCCUCCUACGCAUCCAUGCUUCGCGCCCGUAUCCCAAACGAACCCGACCUUUUCCGCCGCGUAUAUCGCUACACCUUCAUCAUCUGCCGUCUAGCGGGUCAGCGCAACCUCACUCUCGAUAUAGCCACGGAGCAGUGGCGACUCUUUUUUACAACUACCAAUGGUGGUAUCAACUGGAACACGCGCAGCACGCCCUGGCUCGACUGGUGGAUUGAGUUCGUUGAGGAAAGCUGGAAGAGACCUGUCAAUAAAGACUUAUGGGAACAGGUCGAGGUGUUUAUGAGAAAGACAAAGGAGGAUGAAACGUUCGACUGGUGGAGCGAGGAUGGCGCGUGGCCGGGUGCUAUUGAUGAGUUUGUUGGAUUGUUUUUGCUCAUUGCAUGCUACCUUUGUGUAUGA